UCGUUUUGCUGCUCCUGUUACCACAAACCUCUGAUCGAGUUCCUUUGUACCUUUCAGUCCCUUCUAACCUCGUUGAACGAUCCAUAACAAUACCUAAGUAGUUAUCGCCAAUAACAGUCACUGUUCGCUUUGAUUCAAAAAAUUGCGAGUACCAACGGUUAUUUGGUGUAUUGUAAGACGCUAUUUUGAAGCACAUCAAUUCAUCAUUUCAAUACGAUUCGUUUGCUGCUUUCUGCUUGUUCGUCCAUCUGGAACGGUACAGUAACGGCUCACCUCGUACAAGAGUCACCUGCAAACCGUAUUGCUCCACUUUGCGAAGCCCUCCCUGUGAUAAUCAUUCGGACGUAUAAUUAAGGAAAUCAGCGAAAUUCGUUUUGCAAGAAUGGAAGUGAAGAUAUUUUUAUGCGUGUUCUUGCUACAAGUUGUUAUAUGCAGUGUUUGGUCACAGAGCACAGUGGAACUUACGACCGAAGUACAAACCACCAUUGUCCGAGAGGAUACUACUGCAGCUGCGGCAGGAAUAUCACCGAAGGUAAAACCCACAAAAAACUCAAAAGCAACGACUACCGAUAAUGAUAAGAAUGAAAGCGGUGAACAAGACGACAAGGAUGAUGAUGAUGACGACUCAUUGAGUGGUGGUCAGAUCGCAGGUAUUAUCAUCGGAGUUAUCAUAGGCCUUGUUUUAAUUGUCGUCAUCGUAUACAUAAUUAUUUCUAAGGUUUGCACAAAAGGUGAAUCUCAAGCGGCUACUACAAAGAAAAGUGAGGUUAGGUACAAAGAAGUCGAUAAGAGCGAUAAAGCAGCAGAAAAGGUUACAGAAGAAAAAGACGCUGAAGCAGGGGAAACCGAUGGCGAGGCAAAAGCUUAGAGUGUACAGGAAAUGACAUUGUCAAACGAAAACUGUUGAUAUGUAAUGUGUAAAGGCUGAGGGUCAGUGACCUAUAACCAUUUUAUUUUAGUUUUAUUAACAUUUAUGCCUACUAUUCCUCAAUACAUUGCUGUUUGCUAAAUCAAAUCAUUUGAUUAUUAAGAUAUUUUGUUAUUACCCAUGGUUACUAUUUGUGCUACAAAUAUUGUCAAUUUACUAUUUACAAUCCCUUUGUUCUUCGUAGUACAUUUAAUUACCUUAUACUUUAUGCAAAAAUGCCUACACACUAACCGACUACAUUAAGACGUCGUUAUUGGUUGAUCAAUUUACUUUACUUUUUUUUGCAUUAACGUAGAAUUUUGUAACGCGUUUCAGUCUUCAACAGUAAUUCGAUAUUUCUAAACCAAAAUUUACGUUUAUUCCCGGUACAACUUCGUUUAAUUUUGAUUAGUUGGAAUAUGAUCGUUCUGAAUAUGCCGAUGUGCAAUUAAUGUUAAAUAUAGUGUCUUUGCAACUGACAUAGUAUGCCCUCGUGUUUUAACAAUGAAUGGGACCAUCGUGCCUUCAUGAUUGGCAGAGUGUGUGAUUUAUAGCAAGAGUCUCAUCAUAGGCCUAUAGCGUGUGAAUUAUAUAAGGUACAUGUACAGUAAAAUAGGAGUAGUAAUACUGUAGACAAAUAAGCAGCAAGAUUGCAAGCGGUGGAAGCAGUUGUGCCUCGGCUAGAUAUUAAAUUACACAUUUUGUUUCAAAAUUAAUAGAAACAAUCUGUGAAUAGGCGUAUUGAUAAGUUGGCUUAUCUACAAAUUACACUUGAUCGUAUGUAACGAGCAUACGAAAAAAGAUUAAUCAUAAUCAUCAUAACAACGUGUCUUGCAAUGAUCAUCAUCCUUCGAUAAUGGAUGAUUUAACCAAAACAAAGAGCUUAGAGUAAACAAAAAAAUUCCAAUCAUCAACAUGAAUCAAUGUGCAUUAAAAUAGUUAAUAGAAUUUUAGAAUAAUUUGUAAUUUGCUUAGCCUUAUAUGUAAAUUUUGAUAUGCUUGCCAAUAUUUCUUAGCAUCUUCGUACAAGUUUAGUGUUAGGGCCAGGUUCGCCGAACGCUUACAGGUUAUUGUACUAAUAAUAAUGCGUAAGCGUCCUUGAUGUCGCUUAGUAACCGCUAUGUGAACGGUUACCGUGGUAAUAUACGUGUCUGUAGCUUUGCUUUCACAACUACUUUUGUUUAGGUAAUACAAAUUUGUUAAUUUUAUACUAAAAUUAUUAACUCACUUGUUAUUGAUGAUAAUUAAAAGAUACAGUGUAGCAAUUGCUAAA
This is a messenger RNA of Anneissia japonica, 2180 nucleotides long. RefSeq lists its product as uncharacterized. The record is from RefSeq and is a predicted model, not a curated record. NCBI's taxonomy places the organism in Eukaryota, Metazoa, Echinodermata, Crinoidea, Comatulida, Comatulidae. The transcript is spliced from 7 exons. The coding region runs from base 383 to 868 and encodes 161 amino acids.